AGGUGUUUUAGAUAUUGAUACGGUAUAGCUUCACUAUUCCGUGGUUAGUUAUAAACUAGCUAACUCACUGUUUCCCUCACCUCUAAGGUCAAUCAAUAAACAGAGCUGUUUCAAGUAAACAAGUUACAGGAAAAAACGAACAAUUGGCAAAAUGCCCAAGAGGAAGUCACCUGAGGGAGCAGAGGGGAAAGAUUCAACUAAAGUUACAAAGCAGGAGCCCACUCGUAGGUCGGAGCGCCUGUCAUCGAAACCAGCUCCUCCUAAACCUGAACCCAAACCCAAGAAAGCUGCAGUUAAGAAGCCAUCUGAUGAAAAAGCUGUAAAAGGAAAGAAGGGCGGAGCCAAAGGAAAGAAGGAGGAGAAAGAGGCGGUGCCUGCUGAGAAUGGAGAGACCAAGCAAGAGGGGGAGUCUGAUGCCGCUGAGGGUGACGAUAAGGAGUGACUCUAGCUGGUUUUCUGGGGAAUCGAAGGACAAUUUUUUGUAUUCUUUAUUGAGUAUUUUGUAAAAUGUUCAUUUUUUUUAGACUUGUCAUUGUAGAUUCACUUAGCGAACUCACACUCCACUCCUCUCAGAAGUUCAGAAAUUCCACGCCUCCCCAGUUCUCCUCUCCUCACCACCAACAUGGACAGAUCUCCUAUUCUCCUCUUCCUCCUCUUAAAUGUUUCACCAGCAGCCGCCAUAUCAAUCCAUAACACUUAGCCAGUGGGAAUCCGCACCCUGUCACCGUUAUUACCAUAACAAGCACAUGGUUUUUGAAAGUUUGAAGUUUGUGCCACUUAAACUCAUAUCCUGAGUGCCCUGUAUGAGACAAUCAGUCCGGACAUCCAGGUUGAUGAGUUAAGUGUGUACUGUACAGUCUGCAGGACUUUUCUUUUGAAAUCUUAUUAAUUCCAGUAUGUGAAUGAAUGAAAAGUUAAGAAGAAGAUCCCUAAAGAUCACAUAAUUAAAUUUUCAGAAUUUCCAAGUCUUGUUUUGUUUUUUAAUCCUCUCUGUCAGGCGGAUUAAGUCUCGUGUGCGUUUUCGACUUUUUAAAAUUGAUAAUUUGAAUAAGACACUUAAAGACGCUACAUAACCACAGCAAUAAACGAGGGGUGCUGGAAAAGAUUCUGAGAGUUGCGUUCUAAAUCUGAUACUGACGUGGUUCUGGAGAUCCUCUUGCUUGGUUUGGAAUAUUGUCUGUGAAAAUGUUUUCAAAUAAAAACGAAUAAAAGACAAAAAUAAUG
Molecule: messenger RNA, 1224 nt
Organism: Astyanax mexicanus (Mexican tetra)
Lineage: Eukaryota; Metazoa; Chordata; Actinopteri; Characiformes; Acestrorhamphidae
Gene: hmgn3
Product: high mobility group nucleosomal binding domain 3
Exons: 6
Coding region: 152-442 (96 amino acids)
Biological process (GO): chromatin organization
Cellular component (GO): nucleus; chromatin
Molecular function (GO): nucleosomal DNA binding
Source: RefSeq, a predicted model, not a curated record